Molecule: messenger RNA, 831 nt
Organism: Uranotaenia lowii
Lineage: Eukaryota; Metazoa; Arthropoda; Insecta; Diptera; Culicidae
Exons: 4
Coding region: 215-697 (160 amino acids)
Source: RefSeq, a predicted model, not a curated record
AAAAGUCACACUAUUGUGGGAAAACGCGCGCGGCUCGCAGGUAAAAACGAAGAAAGCCGAUUGAGUGCUUGCGUCCGGUCACAGUUAUUUUUUUGGCAAAUUUUGUCCCCAAAAACCGGACUGAUUCGCCAGAAAAUUUUGAUAUCGGCCAGCAGCAGAAAGUGGCAACUAUUGUAAAAAGCGGACGCCUCAGAAAUUCUCCUCAUUCGUUACGAUGGAAUCGUUCAAGGUGUAUCGGGCUCUCUGUUUGGCUCACGGGGUCCUGUUCUGUUUGACCUGCCUGGGACUGAUCGGAGGAUUUUUGGUUUUCGGCGACAAUUUUGGAUUCGAUGAAGUGACAAUCACUCGCAUCCUGAUCUUGAAGUUUUAUAUGGUCUUCGGGUUCAUCCUGAUCUAUGGAACGUUAAAGAAAGAACUGAUGUUCCUAAAAGUGUAUCGUAUAUUCCUGAUCGCAAGUUGCGUAUUUCUGGCCCUGGCUACAAUUCUGCUUAUAAAACCAAUGGGUGAUCUGCCUUCGGAAGGAAAGGAAAGAAUCAUCUCUAUUGUUUUUGGAUCAAUCCUUGGUACAUUUGUUUUCCUGCUGAGCGGGGUCUGGAUAAUGAACCAAUUUAUUGGACGUGUGGAACUGAGCCAGAGUCGAGAUAGCUUGGUGGAGCAGAAGUCGAGGGCAAACGAAAUUUACGUCAUCAGCCUGUGAUGAGCACACACGUAAAGUGUACACACAAACAAACAACCGAAAAAAAGUCUGAAAACACUAUCAUUGCCAUGCAAUAUCAAUACCGUCCUAAUGCACUGUAAUAAAGAAGAAGCACACUGUUAUUUAUUGUUAUA